Neurospora crassa OR74A is the source of this 915-nucleotide messenger RNA. RefSeq lists its product as hypothetical. The coding region runs from base 1 to 915 and encodes 304 amino acids. The transcript is spliced from 3 exons. NCBI's taxonomy places the organism in Eukaryota, Fungi, Ascomycota, Sordariomycetes, Sordariales, Sordariaceae. The record is from RefSeq and is a predicted model, not a curated record.
AUGUUGAGAGCCCUCCAAUACCAUCGUGCCAUGGCCCGCGCAAGCGAGCAGCAAGAGGCCACUAUCGAGGCACCGAUCCACCACCCAUAUCAGCAGGGAGAAGCGCAGCCUUUCCGUCGCGCAACGCUCAGAGACUGCUUCCCACAAGUCAAGAAGCCGACCGAAUUUUCCGAGCCUAUCACAAUCAACAACCCCAACACAAACAACACCUUCAACAAGGACAUUGCGGAGACGGACAGAAAGAAUGCCUCUUCCAUUGUCGAACCCUCGAACCUCGGUCCAAAUGACCUUAUCGCCCCCCUUACCAGCUCCAUGUCGCAGCUGAAGAUCUCACCAACUCCCACCAGGUCUGGUGAUAACUACCAAGCCAGUUGGUUGACGGCUAGUCCUUUCAGUCACCCCACCCCGAACCAUUCCAUCUGGAAUAAGGAUGCACGCGUCGCCCUUCCAGUGUACACACCCACGACUGUACACCCAAACAACACUGACAAGACCACCGAGUUCCCGAAGAGCAGCGAAAGCCAAAACAAACAGAAAAUGACGCUGGCCAACUCCAAGGGGCAUGACCGCGCUACGGCCAGGGGAACGAUCAUGUCAAGUAUCCACACUAAAACCGAAACAAGCACCAACGGAUCCGCAAGCAAGCCGCGGCUGUCACGCCGCGAGCAAAAGAAGCUUGAAAGCAGGAAAUGGGCGAACAAUGCCUUCAUUGAUGGAAAAGGCCGCCUAGACACCAAGAUGAACAGGCUCGGAAAGAUGCGGAAGAGGCUGCGCCACCGGUGCACCUGGGUCAAAAAGCCCUUCUCGCUCCGCGAGUUUGUCCACAGGGCGGAGCAGCCGGUUCCGUUCCUGGUGCUGACGGAUCCGGAGGGAGGUAAGCACUUCUUGGAGGAUCCCAAGAAGUACAAGAACUGA